UUUCCGAGGAGUAGUUUGCUCCGUCUUCGACCACUGCCUCUCUGUAUUCCAUUCCGUGACGACGUGACGAGUGAUUAGACAACGAGAAGAUGAACAAAUUUCUGACGCUAGUACUUCUUGCUGCGUACACUGCAGCAGGACCUACAGACGUACAGUCGUCUCAGAAUUUGAAUUGUGUGGAGUACGACAAUGCGUUCUUCAGCUGCAUGUUCGUGAAGACUAUCGGUGCUCUUAACAGAGCGACUCGAUCGAGCAACAUCGAAAUCAUCGAUGGUAUAACUUUCGUACGAGAUACCCCGAUGGAGCGUCUUGGCAGGAAUUUAGAAACAAACGAAAAGGAAAUCAUGAAAGAACUACCAAGCGAGAGUACCGAUAGAAUAAUGAAACUUUUCUAUAUGCUGUACGAUUCCGUUGCCUCUUUUACGAAGAGCCAUAGUUUGAAAUUUGACAUGUCCGAAGUUCCAAUUUCUCGAGCCCUGACUGAAGGACGCGCCAAGAUCAAGAAAGUAUUUCUGCCAUUGAUUGCUGCAGCGGGUUUGAAGAUCUUCGCACUUGCACCGCUCUUGCUUUUUGGCUUAGGUCUGCUAACUGUGAAAGCUUUAAUGUUCGGUAAACUCGCCUUACUUGCUACCGGCUACGUGGUAUUGCAGAAGCUUUUUGGCGGUAACAAUGUGGGUACUUUCUUUAAUAAAAAUCCUGGACCUCUCUUCUAUGACUCCGUUGGUCAUGAAGGUUGGGCCGCUGGAAGUGUACCCCAGCAACAAGCAUACUACAGAAACUUGGGCGCCCAAAAUUUGGCAUAUACUGGUCACUUAUCGAAUGUCGCACCGGAUAAUUAAGACAUUUUUGUUAUCUGCCAUGGAGAAACUUAGAAGCCAUAUCUCACGGAGCCAAAACACUUUUUCGAGGCCAUUGGACCCACCUACGACUAGAUUAUAGUAUUUA
Molecule: messenger RNA, 945 nt
Organism: Trachymyrmex cornetzi
Lineage: Eukaryota; Metazoa; Arthropoda; Insecta; Hymenoptera; Formicidae
Gene: Osi14
Product: DUF1676 domain-containing protein Osi14
Exons: 3
Coding region: 90-839 (249 amino acids)
Cellular component (GO): membrane
Source: RefSeq, a predicted model, not a curated record